AUGACGGCAAACCAAGAAGUUUGGUUAUUAAGUUGUCAAUAUACGAUUGAUAUGGUUGACAUAAAAAGUGCAAUUAACUACACUAAAGCACAUACUAUGAUUCCUGCACGCAUUGUAGCCGAGGCCAUAUCAACCCUCCAUGGCGAUGGUCUAGAGCUCAGAUGGUCAGGCCCUAUUACACCAACAGAAAGGGAAUAUGUCGGACAGUAUGUGUUAGCAAAGUACCCACAGUAUGCUGGUCUUGUUGAAGGAGAACAGUUUGAUCUCUCUAGAACUUGCGUCAUCAAAGAAUCUCCCGAAACCAUGCCCGACGACAAGAGGAAGUCACCAAGGGAGUCCUGCAUGCAAUUCGCCGGAAGCAACCUUCCCGACUUGGACAGGACCCAGUUGGAGCCGUCAAGGGACGCCAUGGUAUUGGUGGCGGAGAGCUACCCGUUCUAUCAGGGAAACCACUACAUGACCAUUCUCGGAGAACAAGACUGCAUUAAGGGUUUUGCCGGUUACAAGGAAUCCGGAGUGAUUCCGGCACCAGAGAGUUGGUUGGAUUUGAGGAUCAAAGGUUCACAACUAAGCCAGUAUUUCAGGAAGAAAAGUAAGCCCAAGCUCAAAGGUUUGUUCUCUUAUCCGGCUUAUGUAAACGGGAUUCAUCACUCAUUACAUUGGGUAUCAGAAGCACACUGGAACUCAUGGCAUGACUGGUCAUCGGAAAGGAUCACUUGA
Pyrus x bretschneideri (Chinese white pear) is the source of this 720-nucleotide messenger RNA. RefSeq lists its product as uncharacterized. The record is from RefSeq and is a predicted model, not a curated record. The transcript is spliced from 4 exons. Lineage: Eukaryota; Viridiplantae; Streptophyta; Magnoliopsida; Rosales; Rosaceae. Bases 1 to 720 code for a protein of 239 amino acids.